Messenger RNA from Gloeophyllum trabeum ATCC 11539, 3090 nucleotides. RefSeq names its product WD40 repeat-like protein. The transcript is spliced from 3 exons. Gene Ontology annotation, molecular function: protein binding. The annotation marks the transcript as partial. Gene Ontology annotation, biological process: negative regulation of transcription by RNA polymerase II. Gene Ontology annotation, cellular component: nucleus; transcription repressor complex. The record is from RefSeq and is a predicted model, not a curated record. Lineage: Eukaryota; Fungi; Basidiomycota; Agaricomycetes; Gloeophyllales; Gloeophyllaceae.
UCCAUAGACUUUCUCAGCCCUGUUGAAACCGCCAGCUUUGAAGCGCGUCACCCUGAGUCUGGCUGUCUGAGCGGAACGCGAGAUGCACUACUGGAGAAGAUUUCUGCCUGGUUCAAUGACGAAGACCCCGAGGUGCCCCAGAUUUUCUGGCUAUCGGGAUUGGCUGGGACGGGCAAAACAACAGUUUCCCAUACAAUUUGCGAUAUGACGAAGAAGAUCAAUCGGCUGGGGGCGGCAUUCUUUUUCUCCAGAGAUAGCACUGACCAGCGGCGAGUCUCGAGAAUCAUACCAACGUUGGCUUACCAGCUCGCGGCGGUUAGGCCGGAGCUGCGCUCCGAAAUAUGUGCAUCCAUUCAGAAGUAUCCACACGCUCCCGGUAGCGCCCAGAAGUUGCAGUUUGAUUAUCUCCUCAAAGAACCGUUGCUCCAGUUGUCGGCGCACACGCCUACCCUCCUGGUCGUUUUGGAUGCCCUAGAUGAGUGCGACAAGGAAAGAGGCAAAGAAGGCGGCGACCUGCUGGACCUUCUCUUUGCGGAAGUCCCUCAAAGAAAAUUGAGGCUCAAAGUCCUCGUUACAAGCCGGCCGGAACGAUCAAUCGAAGAGACGUUCAAGAGAACUGGUGGCGGCUCUUCAGUGUAUCGCCCAUCUAUACUGCACGAAGUUGACCAGUCCAUGGUAAAACGUGACAUCGAGCUAUACUUGACCCAUCAUCUACAUCGGAUCCAGAUGGACCGGGCGAUACAGCCGCCUUGGCCCGCCGAUUACGCCUUGAGUCUGCUCCUUGCUCGUGCCGGUCUGUUAUUCAUAUUCGCUGCCACCAUGGUCAAUUACCUCGCGGACUCUUAUUAUACCCCUCAAGAACAAUUAAGGCGAUUGCUUGAAGAAGCGGCUCAGCCGUCGUCCACCUAUAUGGGUGUGGAUGAGCUGUACCUCCAUAUCUUACAAAGAAUGGUGGAAGGCAGGCGAGACCGGGACCUACUUUGCAAAAGAUUUCGUGACAUUGUUGGAGCAAUCGUGAUCGCGCAAGACCCGAUGUCCAUUAAGACGUUGGCGACUCUCAUGCAGAAGGAGGAGGAUGAAGUUUUAGUGGCAUUGCUCCCUCUUCGCUCCGUCCUCGUUCUCAAUCCCUCGGAUCGAUCUACGCCCAUACGCAUCUUUCAUCCGUCCUUUCGCGACUUCCUUCUCAAUCGUGAGCGAUGUAUGGAUGUCCAGUUUGCUAUCUCUGAGGCAGAAAUCCAUGGACAAUUGGCGGGAGACUGCCUAGCGAUUAUGAUUAAUAGCCUCAAACGGGAUAUAUGCGACAUUGGUGAUGAGCCGAUACUGAAUGUGGAGAUCCCCCAGCUUCAAGCGAAACUCGGUCAACAGAUUUCCCCCGCACUAUCGUACGCCUGCCGGCACUGGGGCACUCAUCUUUCAAAGUCUGCCCAGGAUGCCACAUCUAUGGCGCCACUGAAGGAGCAAUUAUCCGCGUUCACUUCACGAAGACUUCUGAACUGGAUAGAAGCCGUCAGCCUCAGUGGCCAGUUCUCCUCAUGCAUCGCCAACCUGGCACUUGCCGAAGACUGCGAUACCUAUUCUCUCAUUUCUGACGCUUACCGUCUCGUAUUAGACUUCCAGAAAGUCAUACGGGAAAGCACAAUGCAGCUUUACGCAUCUGCUCUUGCGUUUAUCCCGAAUUGCACGCUCCUACGAUAUUACGAGUCCGAACUGAGUUCUUCCGUCAGAAUGACGACUCCUCGGACGGAUAAUUGGGACGUUUGCAAUCUGGUGCUGGAAGGUCACACUGGCCCUGUGCGCGCACUUUCCUUUUAUCCCGACGGGAGUCGGCUUGUAUCUGGAUCCGAGGACAAUGAUUUGCGGCUCUGGAAUCUCGCGGAUGGUCAAUGUCUAAUGCACUUAUGCGGCCACUCUGGUCCAGUCAACUCGGUGGCUGUCUCCGGGGACGGAAACUACAUUGCCUCUGGCUCCGACGACGGCACAAUCCGGACAUGGCAUGCUGUGACUGGGCAGUGUCUUACCGUAUUCAAGAAGACGAGAGGCGGUGUUAUUAGUGUGACCUUCUCCUCGGACGGACGAACUAUCGUCUCUGGGCAUGAAGACGGACUGCUCAGGAUCUGGGACGCGUCUACAUGCAAGGUGCGAUGGACCCUGGAAGGCCACGGAAAAUCUGUCACCUCAGUCGCGUGCUCGAACAAGGAUUCUUUCGUUAUUUCCGGUAGUCUCGACCAGACCGUUCGUUCAUGGGAUGUGAAGACUGGGAGCCUGCAAAAUUCAUACCAGGGGCAUAGCGCCGGUGUUUUGUGCGUCGCAUCGUCAUCGGAUGGCACUUGUGUAGCGUCGGGAUCCGAGGACCAAUCUAUAAUCCUCUGGAGUGUAUCCGACUGCAAAGAGAUCUCUCGUCUAACUGGUCACUCGCAAGCUGUCAAAUCAGUCGCCUUCUCCAGUGCCAAAUGCCUUGUCUCCGGCUCAGCUGAUGGUACAGUCCGUGUGUGGGACACGGGAGGAACUUGCUUAUCAGUAUUCUACGGGCAUUCGGGAGGAGUUGACUGUACUCAAUUCUCCCCAGACGGUGCAUGGGUCGCGUCAGCGUCCGGUGAUCGUACAGUUCGUGCAUGGGACGCCUCGAUGACAGGGGAACAGGGCUCCAGGGAUUGGCGGAAUGCGCACAAGGGGCGUAUCAAUUUCACUGCAGUCUCCCCUGACGACAUGCAUGUCGCGACUUCAUCCGUGGACUGUACCAUCGGGUUAUGGAACGUUCGUGGAGAUGACCUUGUGCUCGCCCAUCGAUUAAGUGAUCAUUCCGCCAGUGUCCAUUGCGUUGAUUUUUCCAAAGAUGGAGAUUUUCUCGUGUCCGCUUCCGAGGAUUGCUACGUGCGGGUAUGGGAUACUCGCCGCGGGACAUGUUUGCGCACACUUCCUCGCCAUGAUGGUGGCGUCGGCGUGGCCACAUUCUCUCCCGACGGGCUUACUAUCGUGUCUGGUUCAUUUGACUCGACAAUUCGCGUGUGGAAUACUAAAUCAGGCGAGAUGCUGGGAUUAUUAUCAAACCAUCCGAGUCCAGUACUCUGGGUCGCGUACGCGCCACAGGGU